Pelobates cultripes (western spadefoot toad) is the source of this 9948-nucleotide messenger RNA. Lineage: Eukaryota; Metazoa; Chordata; Amphibia; Anura; Pelobatidae. The record is from the annotation of a GenBank genome assembly.
GGUAUAUAUAGUUGAAUUACCAUGUUUCUUAAUAGUAUAUAGGGUGAGUUUUGCUGAUGAACUAUUGGAACAAAAAUCAGUGAGAAACAAAGUGGAGACAGGUAGGAUCUGAAAAUCCUUUUAAAGUUAAUCAUAUGAUAGCUAAGUUCUACCAACAUGUAAUUUAAUAAAAAAUAAAAAGAAAUCUGUUAUAUUUAUAUAAUUCUAAUAAGAAUAUUUUAAGUAACUAGUCCUUAUUUUCAUGGUUUAUAGAAAUGUAACUUUUUUUUCCAAUUCUUCUCUUUAAAUCCUUUCUUGACAGUUUCCAACAGAGAUCACUGCUUUUGUGAAAAAUUAACAGGGAACUGCACUUUAUGGUCAAAAUAAUUAAACUAGAAAAACCUCUCCAAUUCAGUUAUUCUCAUCUAAAAACUAUUUUUAUGUGAAAAUCUAAAUUCUUUGGUCAGAUUCCCAAAAUACCCAAUUGUGACAAUAACUUUGCAAAUGACUUUGUUAAAAUUCAAAGCAGAAAAUGUGUUUGGCUGCAUCACAGCAUUGUUUCUGGCUUGUAGCUUGUUUGGACAUGGUAAUGUUCACUUACUGCUCCAGUAUGUCAUUUAUGUUUUGUUAGGAGUCAGUAAUGUGUAGUGCUUUUCUUUCUUACAUAUUGUACAGCGCUGUGGAAUAUGUUGGUGCUAUAUACUAAUUGUAAUUGUCUCUAGUUUUUUAGUAGUAUGCAUUAGGAUUUGUUCUAGCUGUUAACUGUUAUAUGCAGGGCCAGGCUGUUCCAAGGUCAGUUUCCUCAAUAAACCCCCCUCAUACAGUAUAAACAUACAUAAAUCCAAUAUUUGCAAGGUAUUUUUGAGCAUCGAGGGACUUAGGCAAUCAUACCAGAGCAAUAGAAAAGUGGAAGGGAAACAAAUCCGCCUAACGUUUUUUCAAUUAAUUAAACAGUUUAAUAAAACUUGCGGUAAUGUGCAGUGUGUCUUGAGUUAUCACACAGUAAUGUGUAGUGUGUAUGAGUGCAUCGCAGAGUUCUCAGCAAUAAAACUCACAGUAAUGUGUAGUGUGUAUGAGUGCAUCGCAGAGCUCUCAGCAAUAAAACUCACAGUAAUGUGUAGUUUGUAUGAGUGUAUCAUAGAGCUCCACAGUAACAACCCCCCUCCCUCCCGCCCCCCCCAAAAAAACAAACCCCAGUAAUGUGCAUAAUGUAGGAAUGUAUCACAGAGCUCCCCUUAACAAUGCUAACAGUACUGUUACUGUGUUAAGGUGUGUCACAGAGCAAUAUACCAAUAACACUCAGUUAUGUACAUAGUAUAUUGAUGUAUCAUGGCGAGAGGGAUUGGAGAGAUGGAAGGUUAAACAAGGGAGAGAUUGGAAUAAUUGGAGCAUAAGGAAGGAUGGAAACAUAGGGAUAGCUGGGAGUACUGGGUGUGAGGACAAUAAGGAGAGAUGGGUUGGAUUAAUAAGAGGACAUGAAAAGAGGGAUGAAUUUAGAGUAAUGGGGGGACAGGGAUUAGAGUGAUAGCAUUUGAAUGGUAGAGAAUGAUGUGAAGAUAGUAAUGCAGUGAUGGGAGUGGGGGUGUUAGAAUUAAGGAUUAGUGUGAUGGUAGCAUAGUAAUGAGAGAUAGUGGUGACUGGAAAUGUUUGCACCACAACUGUUAGUGGCACAGGAAACAUGUGAGUGUUGUAGCCUCCUUGUAAGUGGGGACUGAUGGGAAAGAGGAAGUUGUGUGAUGUCACAUCCCGGCUCACUGCAGGCUCCUCUCACUAGGAGGAAACAGCAGAGAUUAGUGUCAGGCUGGCACAUUGCCUGGCACUGCCCCUGCACUAUACCAUCACCAGGGGGGUACAGGCAUUACCACAGUAAGGGGCCCACUCAGGGGGGUACAGGCAUUACCACGGCAAGGGGCCCACUCAGGGGGGUACAGGCAUUACCAGGGUAAGGGGCCCACUCAGGGGGGUACAGGCAUUACCAGGGUAAGGGGCCCACUUAGGGGGGUACAGGCAUUACGGCAAGGGGCCCACUCAGGGGGGUACAGGCAUUACCAGGGUAAGGGGCCCACUCAGGGGGGUACAGGCAUUACCAGGGUAAGGGGCCCACUCAGGGGGGUACAGGCAUUACCACGGCAAGGGGCCCACUCAGGGGGGUACAGGCAUUACCGGUACGUGGCCCACUCAGGGAGGUAAAGGCAUUACCACGGCAAGGGGCCCACUCAGGGGGGUACAGGCAUUACCACGGCAAGGGGCCCACUCAGGUGGGUACAGGCAUUACCACGGCAAGGGGCCCACUCAGGGGGGUACAGGCAUUACCAGGGUAAGGGGCCCACUCAGGGGGGUACAGGCAUUACCACGGCAAGGGGCCCACUCAGGGGGGUACAGGCACUACCACGGCAAGGGGCCCACUCAGGCAGGUACAGGCAUUACCACGGUGAGGGGCCCACUCAGGGGGGUACAGGCAUUAAUGGUACGGGGCCCACUCAGGGAGGUAAAAGCAUUACCACGGUAAGGGGCCCACUCAGGGGGGUACAGGCAUUACCCUGUAAGGGGCCCACUCAGGGGCUAAAGGCAUUACCGGUAAGGGGCACACUCAGGGGGGUAAAGUAUUACCACGAUAAGGGGCCCACUCAGGGAGGUACAGGCACUACCACGGCAAGGGGCCCACUCAGGCAGGUACAGGCAUUACCACGGUGAGGGGCCCACUCAGGGGGGUACAGGCAUUACCGAUACUGGGCCCACUCAGGGAGGUAAAGGCAUUACCACGGUAAGGGGCCCACUCAGGGGGGUACAGGCAUUACCACGGUAAGGGGCCCACUCAGGAUGUAGAUGCAUUACCACAAUAUGGGGCCCACUCAGGGGGGUACAGGCAUUACCACAGUAAGGGGCCCACUCAGGGAGGUAAAGGCAUUAGCAGGGUAAGGCGCCCACUCAGGGGGUACAGGCAUUACCACAGUAAGGUGCCCACUCAGGAGGUAAAGGCAUUACCACGGUAUGGGGCCCACUAAGGGUAGUACAGACAUUACCACAGUAAGGGGCCUACUCAUGGGGGUACAGGCAUUACCCUGUUAAGGGGCCCACUUAGGUGGGUGCAGGCAUUACCCUGGUAAGGGGCCCUCUCAAGUCAGGGAGUCAACAAGAUAUCCUGAAGAGUGGGACCCCUACUUGGGAACAUUGCCGGGUCCCCUUUACUCUAUAGCAAGCCUGUGAGGAUAUGACAUCAGAGAACUUCUUCCCAGCAUUACAGUGGAGAGCAAGAGGAGUUGGGAAUGUGCGUGGGCUGCCCGCUAUUGCUGUCAAUAUUUAUAAGUUUGUGUGUGUACAGUGAGGGAAAAAAGUAUUUGAUUCCCUGCUGAUUUUGAACGUUUGUCCACUGACAAAGAAAUGAUCAGUCUAUAAUUUUAAUGGUAGGUGUAUUUUAACAGUGAGAGACAGAAUAACAAAAAAAAAUCCUAGGUUCUGCAGUGGGCCUUGUAAAGAUAUACGGUCCAGUUGAGGAGAUAUAACUACCGUAUAUACUCGAGUAUAAGCUGAGUUUUUCGGCACAUUUUUUGUGCUGAAAAAUCCCCACUCGGCUUAUACUCGAGUCAAUGUCUGUAUUAUAGCAACAUACAUUGCCAUAAUACAGACCAGGACCGCCGGGCUCAUUGCAAGCCCGGCGGUCCUGUUGGGGGCUGGCAGAGAGCUGUAACUUACAUUUCCUGCAGCUCCUGUCAGCUCCCUUCUCCUCCAUGCAGCUCCCCUGUCAGCUCCGUUCUGCUUACAGUGUAAGUCUCGUGACACCUGCGGCCGUCAGAGCGUUGCCAAGGGUUACCGUGGCAAUGCUCCGCGCGGCACGCAGACCGCGAGACUUACACUGUAAGCAGAACUGAGUUGACAUGGGAGCUGCACGGAGGAGAAGGGAGCUGACAGGAGCUGCAGGAAAGGUAAGUUACAGCUCUCUGCCAGCCCCCCCACUGCACAGCCCAUCCCCUGGACAGGGUUUAACAUAGCCCCCCUCCCUGGCAAGACAACAAGCAGGGAGGGGGGACAAAAAACUAUUAAAUAAAAAAAAUACAAAUAUUAAAAUAUAAUAAUAUUAAAAUAAUAAUAAUAUUAUAAUAAUAAUAUUAAGAUAAAAUAAUAAUAUUAAAAUAUAAUAAUAUUAAAAUAUAAAAAUUAAAAUAAUAAAAAUGCCCUCCCCUCACCCAGUUUACACACACUACACAAACACACACACACUGCAUUCACACAAACACACACUGCAUUAUAGACACACACUGCAUUCACACAAGCACACACUGCAUUAUAUACACACACAAUUCAUUCACACAAACACACACUGCAUUACAUACACACACUGCAUUACAUACACACACACUGCAUUCAUUAUAUACACAAACAAACACAAACACACACACUGCAUUCAUUAUAUACACACACUGUAAAUAAAUAUUCAAUUAAUGUAAUUUUAUUGGGAUCUAAUUUUAUUUAGAAAUUUACCAGUAGCUGCUGCAUUUCCCACCCUAGGCUUAUACUCGAGUCAAUAAGUUUUCCCAGGUUUUUGUGGUAAAAUUAGGGGCCUCUGCUUAUAUUCGGGUCGACUUAUACUCGAGUAUAUACGGUAUCUCACAUAACCAGGCCACAUUGUAGAACUCCUGUGUGAGACCCUUACUGGGAGGUGCUGACUGAUCUCUUUCUCUUCCUCCCAAGGUCUGAAGAAGUUCCACCUGGGGCACCACAGAUCCCUUCUGGACCCCAGUUAAGCCACACUCCAGCUACAAGAGGUAGGAAACCAAAAGAGUGAAUUAAAAUAUAUUUCUGAAUGUAUUUGUCUUACAGUGUGAGUGUAUUCAUGUGAGUGUCUAGAGAGCAGGGCCGGACUGGCCCACCGGGAUACCGGGAAAUUUCCCGGUGGGCCGCGGCACCUAAGGGCUGCACAGCUCUAAUUCUUCCCUCUUAAAUAGAGGGAGCCAUGUGGACAGCUUGAGCAUCAAAGCGGCGGCCGCUGGCUGCAUGUAAGUUUUGCCGUGUGCCCGUCCAUUGGCACACUCUGAGGGGGCCAGCCGCGUUUAAUAGUUACCUUGCGGCCGGCCCUUUAGUGUAUGAUGGUGCCGCCGGGACGGGUAGUGAGUGUGCCGGUCUGGCGGCACACUCACGGAUACUGACAGCCAUGCAGCUGUCAGUAAGCAUUGAAGGACUGAGGGAGGGGGCGGAGCUAACUACAAUGCUCCCAUGCGGUUCCCACAAUUCCCAGCACAGCCACAUCAUAGAGUAGUGAUUACUCUAUGAUGUGUCAAUGCAGGAAAUUGUGGGAUCCACAUGGGAGCAUGAUGGAGAGAGAGAGAGACAACAGCACAUCGCUGUCCCUGCCGUUCCAGAUCCGAUUUCAGACAAGGUCAGCCUCAGUGGGUGAAGGAGAGAAACAGUGGGAGGGGGAGAAAGAGACAGAGGAAGAAGAGAGACACAGGCGGGAGAGUGAGAUAGAGGGGUAGUAGGAGAGAAAGAGGGGGAAGAGAGAGACACAGGGGAGGGGAAGAAAGAGGGGGAAGAGAGAGAGACACAGGAGGAAGGGAGAGAAAGAGACAGAGGAGGAAGAAAGAAAGAGGAGGGAAGAAAGAGACAGAGGAGGGAGAGGGAGACAGAGGGAUAGUGGGGGAGAAAGAGGGAGAAGAGAGAGACAGAGGGGGAGAUGGGGAGAAAGAGGGGGGAGAGAGACACAGGAGGAAGGGAGAUAAAGAGACAGAGGAGGAAGAAAGAGAGAUGGGGAGGAGGGAAAAAGAGACAGAGGGGGAGAAAGACAGAGGAGGACGAGAGAGACAGGUGGAGGGGGAGAAAGAGACAGAGGAGGAAGAGAAAGGGACAAAGGGACUGGGGGGAGGCAAAGAGACACACAGAAGGUUUGCUGGGGGACAAAGAGACAUACAAAAGGUUUGUGGGGGACAAAGUGAAACACAAAAGGUUUGUGGGGGACAAAGCUGGGUUGGGGGAAAAAGAUGCACACAGAGGUACUGGGGGAGACAAAGAGACACACAGAAGGUUUGCUGGGGGGGACAUAGACACACACACAAGGCGAUGGGGGAAGAGACAUACAGAGGGCUGGAGAAGGGUAAAAAGAGACACACAGGCUGGGGUGAAGUAAAAGAUACACAAGUUGAAAGACACAUAAGGGGGGUUGUAAGAGACACAAAGGAGAAAAAUUGGAGACAAGAUACACUAAACGAGUUAAAAAAAAAUCAAGAGGGAAUAACAAACACAAGAAAACAGCAACACAUUCAAAAGGGGGUUAAGAUAAACACAAGAGAAGAUGCAUUUUUUUGUGUGUGUUUGGGGGUGAUGCAUUUUCGCCUGUGCUGGCGCGGCGCAUUGUUGGGCUGAUAUAGAAUUUUUUCCAGGGCUGCUUUUAGUUCCCAGUCCGGUACUGCUAGAGAGAGUGUGUUGUCUGUGUGUAUCUGAAACAGUAUUUCUGGCAGUCAUUAUCUUUGGGUGUGUUUGUCAGUGUGUAUCAAUUUUAUGUGUGUGUGUUUAUGUCUAUGUAACCAUUAUUGUACCUGUGAGCAUGGUAUCUGUGUUUAGGGGUGUGUGUGUUUUGGGGGUCUGGCCAUUGGGGUUAUAAGGGACUCAAAGAGUUGUAACGGCAGCCCAGGAAAUCUAUAAAGGUUGGCUCUGGAGAAGCACUGCAUCACUUGGUGCUGGUAAAACUGAUCUGCAACAGAUUGAAAAAGUGAAAAAGACGUGUUACCAAAAUGGCAGCUUGGGACAUGUAGUCUGUUAUGGAGAACACUCCAUCGGGCCGCCCCAAACUUUGGAGAAUCCAGACUGCUUAUCGGAAUAACUGAUAACUAGCAAUAUUUUGUUGUGCUAUAAUUAUUUGUAUGCAUGAAACAUGCAUCAGACAUAUGUCAGAAAAUUAUGGGACAGGCAUCAUCUACUGUAUGGUCAUCUAUCAAUGUAUCCUUUUGGCAACAAACUCAAUUAAUGUACUAAACCAGUGUUUUUUAACAGGGACCCAAAUUCUACAUAAGGUAUAGGUUUUGGUGACCUGGGUCUCAAGUUAUAAUUUUUGGAUAAGAGGAUAAGAUUUUCUAAUUAUUUAAUAUUUUGAUAUUUUUUUUUUUAUAUAUGAUAUAUUUUUUAUAUUUUAAUAUUUUUGAAAAAUCAUUUGCAAAGCUUAUGCAAAGAUAUUAAAUAUAGUCUUUGAUUUGUAAAAUAAGUGUAGUGAUUCGGUCUCUGUAUCUCUUUCUGUUCAAGCCAAACUGGACCCUCUAAAAUUCCCCUGGGGUCUUUAGCUGCUGUGCUAAAUAUGAGACUGCUAGGGGAGAUGUAGUUUCUAAUCUUAGCCAUCAAAUACAUAAUUUCAUGACAAGACAACAUAAAGCAAAGCUGAUUCUUGCCACCAGCACACAGGGAAUUGAAUAGCUUCUCUGACAAUGCUAAAAGCUCAUAAUUCACUGGGGAGGACAUCAUCUCUGUGCAUUAUAAUUUUUGCAAAUCUAAUUGCUCAUUAAAGUAACAUGUAGAUCUGUCUGUCUGUCUGUCUGUGAGUGCUGCCUGAUAUUGAGAUAUUGAUGGGAGUUGCAGUCUCAUGAUUUUGAUAUUUUAACACCCCCCCUGCUUUUUUAAUUUUAAUUACAGCAGGUUGCCCUCAGGAGUGUAACUCACUCUAAUCUCAGCAGGCUGGAACAUGUAUGUCUCAAUUCUGCCUGAGAUUAUGGCCUAUGGUUUACACAAAGAUGAUUUGUGCAUUACUUUCCUUUCAAUGUGGCAAUAAUUGCAGGGAUGACAUCAGUAGCUGUGCAGUAUGUGAUUAUAAACCACCAUUCAUGUAAUGUAUUCUUAAACAAAGACAGACAGACAGACAGACAGACACAUAGAUAUAUAGAUGUUACUAUGUUACUACAUACUGCAUACAAUAAUGCAAUCAUAUCAAUGUUAUCUAUUUGUUUUGGCAAAAGGUAUGAAAGCGUCCAAGAACGUAUCUGAAAAUACUGCAAAAAGCAAAAAUACCCUAAACUACUUUGCCGUUUAUAUUGAAGAAACAGACUAGGAUUGCAUGAUGGCAUUUUCAGGACAAAAACUCUCUAGGAAGAAUAUUGCUCUGGUUAUUUUUAUACAAAUAUGUUUGGCUGUGUUAUUGGUAACAGUCUAUCAAAUGAGCAACACUCAGAAAGAAUGGAUAUCUAAUCAACUAGAUAAAACCCAGUUUGAACACGCUAAAGUCAUUCUUCUUUGGACUUUCCCAUUUGGUCAGAAAUUUCAACUCAAUAAAUGUCCUCCUCACUUUGAUCCAUCUGGAUGCUUUUUUACUGAUAACAGAGAAUUAUAUUCCAUAGCAAAUGCAGUUAUUUUCCACCACAAAGAUGUAAGUAGAACAAAAAGGCAGUUACCUCAAAGCCCUCGACCUAUCUACCAAUACUGGAUUUGGUUUAACAUGGAAUCUCCAUCACAUACCAGAAAUCUACACUUCAUGGAAAAUAAAUUUAAUCUCACCAUGUCUUACAGAGCAGAUUCUGAUAUUUUCACACCAUAUGGCUACCUAGAGAAUAAGAAAUCAGAUCAGAACUUCACCAUCCCUACAAAGACCAACCUUGUUGCCUGGAUAGUCAGUAACUGGUACCCCACUUCAAAGAGAAUUCAAUAUUAUAAGGAACUUAAACAUUACGUAACUAUUGACAUUUAUGGAAAGCACCAUCUUCCAUUAUCAAGUGAUAUUCAGGUAGACACUUUGUCCAAAUACAAAUUUUACUUGUCCUUUGAAAACUCUGCCCAUGAAGACUAUAUCACAGAGAAGCUCUGGUACAAUGCACUCACAUCUGGAACAGUUCCAAUUGUUAUGGGUCCAUCACGUAAAAAUUAUGAACGUUUUAUUCCUUCACACUCUUUCAUUCAUGUAGAUGACUUCCCUAGUGCUCAGGAACUGGCUGCUUAUCUCUUGGAGUUAGACAAGGAUGAUGAAAAAUAUCAACAAUAUUUCAACUGGAGGGCUAUGUAUCAAUCAUCCGGACAGUUCGAUUGGGAACACAUUUACUGCAAAGUCUGUAAGGCAUUAGAAGCGGCUCCUGUAUAUAGGACCAGACCAAGCAUUGAGAAAUGGUUUAGAUAACUAUACCAUGAGAGAAGACAUUGUUUUUUUUUUCCAUGAUGGGGAAAUAAUCUUCAGAAAAUAUGUAAUGAUGGCUGUUCAUGCUUUGUGUCUGGAGUGUCACUUUAAUCUGAUCUCAUAAACUUGUUUAAAUUUCUGUUCAUAAUAACAGUCAUAUUGACAAACAUAAACGUAAUGUAAUGUAUUUGAUAUACUUUGUCUUAAUUAAUAAGUUAUAUUUCUACUGCUUAAAGCUUUUAAAUAAAUACAAUAUUUUCCAGAACUCUGCGCCAUAAGCCUGCCGCUUUUGUGACAUCCCUUUCUUCAAAAAAAAAAAAAAAAUCUAAUAAUUUGCCAUCUACAUGUACAAAUCAACCACUAAAAUAAUUAGUGGAACCUUCUUCUGGAAGCCAAGCAGUCUUUGUUAGAAGAAGAGAACAUCCAGGCAGGCACACAGUACAUGCCUCUAUUGAAGAAGAGGGCUAGCAACCUUGUUUGAGGGGUAAAUUAGGCAUGUACAAUAACAGAAAUCUGUACAUCAAAAAAUACAGCACAGUCAAGCAUUGGUGAGUAGGUUGGUGGAAUAGAGUAAGCAUCAAAAAAACCCGACCAGGAGAAAGUGUAUUCCAAUUACAAAGAAUUUAUUAAUAACAAGAUAAAAAAGUGAGUUAUGAAGUACACACUAUGUCUUUUGCAAUAAAACUAGGUUAAAAAAAAAUGUGUGUAGGGUUCUGGCAUCUUUCUCUUGCAUAGCUGCACAUAAUACAAAAAUCCUGGGUAAAUGAUGAAGGGCUCAUGUGACCACAACCACAGUGAUGUAAUUUCUCAUAUCCAACAUGGUCCCUGGUUUAAUAAUCUUGGAUAAGCUUUUCAAAUAAUUUAAUAUUAUUGAAUGCAUUUUUAAAAUGAUG